Lethenteron reissneri (Far Eastern brook lamprey) is the source of this 4209-nucleotide messenger RNA. RefSeq names its product zinc finger protein 710-like. The record is from RefSeq and is a predicted model, not a curated record. Gene Ontology annotation, biological process: regulation of transcription by RNA polymerase II. Lineage: Eukaryota; Metazoa; Chordata; Hyperoartia; Petromyzontiformes; Petromyzontidae. Gene Ontology annotation, molecular function: RNA polymerase II transcription regulatory region sequence-specific DNA binding; DNA-binding transcription factor activity, RNA polymerase II-specific. Gene Ontology annotation, cellular component: nucleus.
UUUCUAACCAACGCGAAAGAAAACAUCAAACAACCGACAAUUAACGUCGACUAACACCAAGCCAGCACUGAGCGGCGUGGACAACUCACUUCGUGUGUGCGCAAGCACGACGUCUGGGCCAGUUUCCCCUCAGCCACGACUCAGAAUCCACAACAACUGAGGUACCAUCACGAUCGUGAGAGUACCGUAUGCAACAAUGACCGUGCUGUAACCUCUCUUGAACCGGGAGCUUCGACUCGUCACCUCUUGCAAGAACUAUUAUCUACCCGGAGCAAUCAAAAUGUCUACAGAAGACUGUUUAACAUCACCUCACCAUCAGGAUGCUGAUGUUUGUGAUGAAGAGGACUUGAUUGGACUUGCUACCACCACUUGUGAUAUGUCCGGUGUCUCUGGUGGAUCUUCUCAUGAUGACCAGCAACAGCUGCACUUGAGCAAUGCUACAUUUAAGGAGGAAGGUUUGAAUGCUGAAGCCAGAUGUCAACUCAAUAGCCAAGAUGCAGUCGAUGACUUUUUCUGCACCAGUGAGUUUUAUGAGGAUGAAGAAAGUAACGAAGAAGUACAUCUGAUCAAUUACAUGAAGAUGGCAGCAUCGCCUAUUUAUGAUAUAAUGUGUGGCGAUGAGAUUAAUAACAGUGCAGAUGAUUCUGAUAGUGAUGCUAUCUCACCAUUGCCAAAAUUUAAUAGCUUAUCUGUUUCAGCACUUAACGAUUAUAUUGUCAGUGGUACUGGUUCCGAAUCAAAACCAAUUGUAGAUAAACCAUACCACGAGCCAUCUAAGGGAUGGACAACUGAAAGCUGUGCAGAUGUACUAAGACAUGAAGCAGCUUAUGAAGCAUUCAAUUCAUGUCACCCAAACACAAAUUUCCGAGAAUCUCAGGGUCCAUAUAAAGAUGUACUCAGAAAUGAAAACAAUUUAAUGCUGGAAAACUAUGAGCAAGACAAAAUUGUUGAGUUGCCUGGCAUUGGUAAUGAAGAGGUUAGAGAAAAUAAUUUUUGUUGUACAGCCAGUCCAUCCAAUGCAAAUCCUAAAGCAGAGAAAGGCAUGCAAUAUGGUGCACAUUUCAGUGACGGAAAGGUCAUAAAUAGUCAAAUAAAUACAUCACAUUGUGCCGCUGAACAUGGACAAACCAAGAAGUUGGAGAUGGUUGAAGAAUAUAAAGCCUCAAAAAAUAUCACAUCACAUAUAUCAGAUUUGAUGCAAGAGGACAAUUUAAAACUGUGCCUCAAAGAUGGUAUUUGUGAUGUAAAUGCCAUACUUUCUAACACACUACCCCUAGACGUUGCAGUAAUCAAUACAGGUUGUUGUACGAUUCAAGAGCAAUCUGAUAUUACAAAAGAUGUUUUGCUUAUGUAUCAAAGCAAAACCAAUGACUCACUUCAGAAAAAUAGUAUAUCUUCAACUUGUGAUAAUUUAUCUGAUACGCAAGGUAUGUACUCUGUUGAUGAUACUGCUGCAAACGUAAACAUAUGUGCAAGUAAUGUAGUUGAAACCAUUAUUCAAAAACGUGUUUCAAAACAAAAUGAAAAACAAACUAUUCGACAAAUAAGUCGAGCAGAUAUGACUAAUUACAUAGAUAAUUCCUUCCUUAGUCGGAAGCUUUGGAAAUGCCGUCUUUGUAACAAGAUCUAUAUGACAAAGGAAAAUUUGAUUACUCACAUGAUAACACACUGCGAAGCUGGAAAAGACAGUGGCUUUAAUUUAGAAAAGUGUCCUAUCGAAAAGCAAUCUGUAGAUGUUGAAAACAAGCCAUUGCUUUUCAGUCCUAGUAUAACAGGUGAAGGAGUUCAUAAAAAUAGUCCAUGCUCAUCUUGUGAGCAGAUGCCUACCAAGCGGUGCACUCCAGUUCAUGAAAUUGCUAUUUUAGAAUGUCUCCCUAAACACAAUGAGAUAAAUACAUUUUCCCAAUUAAAUCGAGCAUCUAUGAACGAUUACAUCGACAACUCCUACAUAACAAAAAAGUAUGGCUGUAAGCUUUGGCAAUGCCGAAAAUGUGUAAAAAGAUAUACAACUAAGUACAAUUUCGUGACUCACAUGUUGACACACUCUAAAACUGGAAAAUGCAUUAGCUCAAAUAUCUUUAGUCAUGAGCUUCAACAAAAAACGGAAGGUGGUGUGAAGAGUGCAAUGUUGUUCAAUUCCAAUAAAAUAAGUGAAGUCUUUCAGAAAAAUAAUCCCUGUUCAACUUUUGAGCACUUGCCUAUGGAGCAGAAUUGUUCAUCGACUGAAGUAUAUUCUACAAAGCCAGAUCUGUGUGCUCAUGGCACUGUGGAUGGAACUGUUGUUCUAGUAUACGUCCCAAGACACAAUGGGAUAAUGAAUUUUCACAAUUAUAUCGAGAAGUUAUGAACAAUUACAUCGACAACUCCUACAUGACCAAGAAGUAUGGCCGUAGGUUUUGGCAAUGCCGAAUGUGUGUCAAAAGGUAUACGACUAAGUACAAUGUUGUGACUCACAUGUUGACACACUCCAAAACUGGAAAAUUCAUUGACUCGAAUUUCAAAAGUCAUAAGAUCCAAGAGAAAACGGAAGGUGUUGUAAACCGUGCAUUGUUUUUUAGUUCUAGUAAAAUCAGUGAGGUGCUUCAGGAAAAUAAUGCCUGUUCAACUUCUGAGCACUUGCCUAUCGAGCAGAAUUGUUCCUCUCCUGAAGCAUCUUCUACAAACCCAGAUCUGUGUGCUCAUGGCACUGUGGAUGGAAUUAUCAUUCCAGAAUAUGUCCCAAGACACAAUGCGAUCGUGACAUUGUCACAAUUAUAUGGAGCAGCUAUGAACAAUUACAUCGAAAACUCCUACAUAACCAAAAAGUAUGGCCGUAAGUUUUGGCAAUGCCGAAUAUGUGUAAAAAGAUAUACAAAUAAGGACAAUUUUGUGACUCACAUGUUGACACACUUUAAAACUGGAAAAUUAAUUGACUCGAAUUUUAAAAGUCAUAAGAUCCAAGAGAAAACGAAAGUUAUUGUAAAUCGUGCAUUGUUUUUCAGUUCUAGUAAAAUAAGUGAAGUCUUUCAGAAAAAGAAUGCCUGUUCAACUUCUGAGCACUUGCCUAUGGAGCAGAAUUAUUCCUCUCCUGAAGCAUCUUCUACAAAGCCAGAUCUGUGUGCUCAUGGCACUGUGGAUGGAACUGUUGUUCCAGAGUACGUCCCAAGACACAAUGGGAUAAUGAAAUAUUCCCAAUUAUAUCGAGCAGCUAUGAACAAUUAUAUCGACAACUCCUACGUUACCAAAAAGUAUGGCCGUAAGCUUUGGCAAUGCAGAAAAUGUGUAAAAAGAUAUACAACUAAGUACAAUUUCGUGACUCACAUGUUGAUACACUCUAAAACUGGAAAAUGCAUUGGCUCAAAUAUCUUUAGUCAUGAGCUUCAACAAAAAACGGAAGGUGGUGUGAAGAGUGCAAUGUUGUUCAAUUCCAAUAAAAUAAGUGAAGUGAUUCAGGAAAAUAAUGCCUGUUCAACUUCUGAGCACUUGCCUAUGGAGCAGAAUUGUUCAUCGACUGAAGUAUAUUCUACAAAGCCAGAUCUGUGUGCUCGUGGCACUGUGGAUGGAGCUGUUGUUCCAGAAUACGUCCCAAGACACAAUGAGAUAAUGACAUUUUCACAAUUAUAUCGAGAAGUUAUGAACAAUUACAUCGACAACUCCUACAUGACCAAGAAGUAUGGCCGUAGGUUUUGGCAAUGCCGAAUGUGUGUCAAAAGGUAUACGACUAAGUACAAUGUUGUGACUCACAUGUUGACACACUCCAAAACUGGAAAAUUCAUUGACUCGAAUUUCAAAAGUCAUAAGAUCCAAGAGAAAACGGAAGGUGUUGUAAACCGUGCAUUGUUUUUCAGUUCUAGUAAAAUAAGUGAGGUGCUUCAGGAAAAUAAUGCCUGUUCAACUUCUGAGCACUUGCCUAUCGAGCAGAAUUGUUCCUCUCCUGAAGCAUCUUCUACAAACCCAGAUCUGUGUGCUCAUGGCACUGUGGAUGGAAUUAUCAUUCCAGAAUAUGUCCCAAGACACAAUGCGAUCGUGACAUUUUCACAAUUAUAUCGAGCAGCUAUGAACAAUUACAUCGACAAUUCCUACAUAACCAAAAAGUAUGGCCGUAAGCUUUGGCAAUGCCGAAUAUGUGUAAAAAGAUAUACAACUAAGUACAAUUUUGUGACUCAUAUGUUGACACACUCUGAAACUGGAAAAUUAAUUGACUCGAAUUUCAAAAGUCAUAAGAUCUAA